This is a messenger RNA of Trematosphaeria pertusa, 2765 nucleotides long. RefSeq lists its product as uncharacterized. Gene Ontology annotation, molecular function: RNA polymerase II cis-regulatory region sequence-specific DNA binding; zinc ion binding; DNA-binding transcription factor activity, RNA polymerase II-specific. Gene Ontology annotation, cellular component: chromatin. The coding region runs from base 165 to 2726 and encodes 853 amino acids. The record is from RefSeq and is a predicted model, not a curated record. Lineage: Eukaryota; Fungi; Ascomycota; Dothideomycetes; Pleosporales; Trematosphaeriaceae. The transcript has 3 exons. Gene Ontology annotation, biological process: regulation of transcription by RNA polymerase II; DNA-templated transcription.
GCCCGCUCUCCGCACUUUUCGCACUCCUCAUCCCCGACCCCCAUCAAACACCCUCUGGCCCUGUCUCCAAACGCGAUGCUCUCCCCUGAGGCCUCUCCGAACUGCUGAGACGCUACGCCUGGCCAAUGAUGGUCCAAGCACGUUGACCUGCUACAGCCCGCCCAAUGGAAUCGAGCACGGCAGAGCCAGCGCCGGCCGGCAAGAAGGAGAAGCGGUUCCAAUGCCAGCACUGCCAGCGCAUGUUCGCCCGUCUCGAGCACCUGCAACGCCAUGAGCGCAUUCACAGCGGAGUCAAGCCCUUCAGCUGCUCCGAGUGCAACUACUCGUUCACGCGCAGCGACCUCCUUGUCCGUCACGAACGACUGACCCACCACAAGGACCACAACGGGAAGAACCAUCAGCCUGCUACCGAAAACAGCUAUGCGCUGCCUCCCGAUACCAGACCACACAAGCGCAUGCGCACCAGCUUUGAUGCCGGGCGGCCGGUGCCCGAGAUUCCCAGCAUGAUGUCGACCCCCGCGCCAAUGAACAUGGACAUGCAUCCGCCUCAACAUCCUCACCCGCCUCCUGUUGGACCCCCAAUGGUAGGCCAGAAUGACGAGUUCUCGCUCGCGGCGCUCUCCUACGCCGCAGAGUAUCAGGCCAUGCAUGGAGCCAUGCCCAAUGGCGCACCCACGCCUCAUCACGAAAUCCACUUGCAAGAGGACCCCAUAUCCAACACGGUAGAACAUCAGCCCGCUGUACCCGCUGCGACUAUGCAGAUACAUGGCCCGAGUCUGGGAGAGUCGCUCGACAGUCUGGCAGCCUUCCUCGACAACGAGCCGCUGAGCUCCUACCACUUCUCUUCUCUGAUCAAUACAGAGCAGCCCAUGCCUUUCUUUUCCCCGGAGUCAUUCAGCUAUGGCCACGAUUUCCUACCUCCGCCGGGAACUCCAGCUGCAGGCCUUGGUCAUAGUCAAGCGCACGGGGAUGAACCUCACUCCUUCUCACGAUUCGGGUCCAGACUGCCCUCGUUGCAGCCAGACGAUCUCACGCAGCAAGAAAACGCCACCAUCCGCCGGUCGUUUGCCGAUGUGUCCAUGGACGAUCGACAAAAGAUCGCCGACAAGCUUCAUGACUUCUCCACGGUGCUUCCAAGCGACUUCAGGUUGCCAACGCGACUGGCUCUGUGCAGAUACAUUGCUGCAUACAUCAACGGCUUCCAUGAACACAUGCCCUUCUUGCAUAUUCCGACCAUGUCCAUCGACACCUGCUCGAUUGAGCUCAUCCUUGCCAUCGCAGCCGUCGGCGCCCAGUACACCUUCGAAGGAGAGAAGGGGGUAGAGCUCUUCAAUGCGAGUCGCGCAAUAGCUACCUAUCGCAUACGGCGAAGAGAUGCGCGCCUCGUGGAAGUGCAUCGUCGCGCCGAAUCCGAUCGGUCUUCGUCCCACGACGCAGACGGUGCGUCAGUGACACGUAGUCCAGCACGCACCUCGUCGACUGUUGGUCCGCUUGGAUUGCCUUCUGGAUCCGAUGUCUCCGCUGUUGGCGAGGACCUGAUGCAGACCGCGCAAGCCCUGCUCUUGCUCAUGGCCCUAUGUACAUGGGCAAAGCACAAGGAAAUCCUCCGCGAAGCGCUCGGCAUACAGAGUAUACUUGCCACCCUCAUUAGAGAUGACGGACUUCAGAAUGAGGCCCUGAGGGAAGAGCUUUCAUGGAGAGACUGGGUUCGACGGGAGACCAUCAAAAGAACCAAGUUUAUCGUUUACGGCUUCUCCAACCUUCACUGUAUUGUCUACAACAUCCCGCCCUUCAUUUUGACGUCGGAAGUCAAGCUCACGCUGCCUUGCAGUGCCGCGGAGUUCAAAGCAUCAACCGAGGCAGCAUGGAAAGAAGCAAGGAAGAAGAGUCCACCAGAGAUCCAGUUCCAGGAUGCCCUUCAACGACUGUUCUCGAAGAAUGGGCGAGACAUUACUGAAUGGAACUCGAGUGCUGGCAAUUAUGCCCUGAUCCACGCCCUGAUUCAGCACAUCUUCUUCGUUCGGCAGGUCGCGCGGUGUCGCUUUGACGGGCCGGGAGAUCUCAGCCAGGAGGAUGUCACAUCGCUUGAGAAUGCAUUGAGGAACUGGCAGGUUGGUUGGAAGCACAAUCCGGAAUCAUCACUUGAUCCUAUGAGUCCCAAUGGCCCAGUAGCUUUCAACUCUACAGCGCUACUGCGCUUAGCAUACAUACGCCUUUACGUGGAUACCGCAGGCCGGGCUUUGGAUACACGGGACCCGAUUCUCAUUGCGAACGCCUUCCGCGCCGGGCCCGCUAUUAAGCGGUCCGCCAAGAUUACUAGAGCAGUCCUGCACUCAGCUCAUGCGCUCAGCAUUCCCGUCAAGAUUGGAUACAGGCUUGUUGCUAAGACGCAGUCUUUCAUAUGGUCGAUCCAGCAUUCGCUAUGCACGCUGGAAUGCGCCUACCUUAUGAGUAAGUGGCUUGAAGCGCUUUCGACCCACAGUCCAGAACCACCUAUCACCGAGGACGAGCGAAGGAUAGCGGCCAUCGUCAAGAGCAUGCUUGACGAGACCGAGUUCGCACUACCACCGGACAUUUCUGAGGACUCGCCGGCUUACACGAAACAUCUGAGCGCCGGCGUCCUAAGAGUGUGGGCGACUAUCUUCAAAGGCGCGCAGACGUGGGCGAUCGUGGAUGUUAUCGGCAGUGCUUUGAAUCUCUAUGCGGACAUGCUAGAGGCAGGUUAAGAUUCGGCUUGACGUUGGUUUUCGAUAUAUCUACAUCAA